UAUUGUCAAUUAUAUCUGCUUACGUCAUAAUUUUGUUCCGUGUAACAUGGCUGCUCAUGUGGAGCGUGGAACUGAUUCAACUACUUCAAUAAAAAAUAUGUCCCUAAAGAAAUCUCUCUCUGCAGCGGCUUCCCUCACCUUACAAAUUGUUGCUGAAUGCCCAGUGACAAAAGCAAGAGCUUGUAAUCUAAUGCUGCCACACUGCGCCGUUAACACUCCAGUUUUUAUGCCCGUCGGUACUCAGGGGACAAUGAAGGGAAUCACUGUGGAUCAGCUGGAGGGUCUUGGAUGUCAGAUUUGUCUUGGAAACACAUACCACCUCGGCAUGAGACCGGGAUCUGAUGUGAUCGAGAAAGCCAAUGGCUUACAUGGGUUCAUGAACUGGAAGAGAAAUAUUUUAACUGACAGUGGAGGGUUUCAGAUGGUGUCUCUUGUUGAACUCUCAGAGGUCACUGAGGAAGGGGUCAAGUUCAAGUCCCCCUAUGAUGGCAAAGAGAUCCUUCUAAGUCCUGAGAAAUCCAUCAGCAUACAGAACAGUCUGGGGUCAGACAUCAUGAUGCAGCUGGAUGACGUGGUCAGCAGUACCAUGACAGGACCACGCGUGGAGGAGGCCAUGCACAGAUCCAUUCGCUGGCUGGAUCGCUGCAUAGCAGCUAAUAAGAAUCCACACAAACAGAACCUUUUUGCUAUCAUCCAAGGAGGGCUGAAUGCAGACCUGCGCAAGGCCUGUCUACAUGAAAUGACUCAGCGUGAUGUUCCUGGUUUUGCUAUCGGAGGCCUGAGUGGUGGAGAGGAGAAGGAUGAUUUUUGGCAAAUGGUUACGUUGAGCACUGACCACCUUCCACGAGAAAAGCCUCGGUACCUCAUGGGCGUGGGGUACGCUGUGGAUUUGGUGGUGUGUGUUGCUCUAGGAUGUGAUAUGUUUGACUGUGUGUUCCCCACUCGCACUGCAAGGUUUGGCUCUGCUUUAGUGCCAUGGGGGUCUCUCCAGGUAAAACAGAAACAGUACGCCAAGGACUUCCGACCCAUAGACCCAGACUGUCAGUGUCCUACCUGCAAGAGACAUAGUCGUGCUUACCUACAUGCUCUGUUUAAGAGUGACACUGCAGCCAUGCAUCAUAUCACCAUCCACAACAUCGCCUACCAGCUGAACCUGAUGAACUCUGUGAGACAGAGCAUUGUGGAAGGCCGCUUCCCAGAGUUUAUACAGACAUUCAUGAAACGAAUGUUUCCUUCCCGUGACCAGUACCCCAGCUGGGCUGUGGAUGCUCUGGCCUCUGUCAACAUUACAUUGGAGUAGAACUUGUUGAAGGGAACUAUUUUAAUGUAAAUGAGGAUGAGUGUCAACCAGUGGCUGAAAGAUUUUAUAUAAUUUAAAUGACUUUUUUUAUAUGGAUGAUUGUUUUAUACUCUUAUACAGUAAUAUUUACAUGGCCAGUUUUGCUGGAACAGAAAUGGCUUUUGAUGUGAAGGGAUGAGGCCUGAUUGUCUUUUACAUCAGCUUGAUUAACUCAGCCUCUGCAAACUGCCAUGAGAGUACACAUUAUGAUAAUGCGAGACUGAAUGGGGUUUAAAUGAGGUUUGAAACACAUGAACUAUCUCUGAUAUGCUCAGACACUUUGUUGUUACCAUGGCUACACAGCCGGGCCCACCCACUUGAAAUGUUUUGCCUUCCUGUCAAGCUCUUUGUAAUAGUUUGUGGCUGAGAGUAUUACAGAGGUAUGUCAUUUUUCCUAAGGGCACAAGAUUAAUAAAUGUAAAGGGACUUACUGUUUUAACCUGCGCCCUAACUGACUAGGAGCUGUCACCUAUAUAAUCACAUAAAUGAACCUAACUCACA
Molecule: messenger RNA, 1840 nt
Organism: Monopterus albus (swamp eel)
Lineage: Eukaryota; Metazoa; Chordata; Actinopteri; Synbranchiformes; Synbranchidae
Gene: qtrt1
Product: queuine tRNA-ribosyltransferase 1
Exons: 9
Coding region: 47-1300 (417 amino acids)
Cellular component (GO): cytosol
Molecular function (GO): tRNA-guanosine(34) queuine transglycosylase activity
Source: RefSeq, a predicted model, not a curated record